GACAGGAUGCUCCUUUGGACGCCAAGGAGCUCCAGAUGCUGGUUGCACUGUCGCGCCGCGCAGGAGACCAAGCUACAGCUGCCAAGUACCAGGGCCAGCUGGACACCAUGGCUGCGGCCGCGAAGCCACCGCCAAAGGCCUUGCAGGACCAGGUCAGCGACCUUCAUCAUCGCAUCAAGAAGCUCGACGGCAGGCUCGAGGCCGAGUUGGCGAAGCUGGCGCGGUGGCAGGAUGGCAUCAGGGCUCAGGAAAUUCUCAUCCACGACCUGUCGAAGCAAUCCGAGGCCAUGGUCACGGAACAUCGGCAACUGGUGGCACAGCUUCACAGUGCAGUGGUUCCUCCUUCGGCCGACACCGAGCCCACACCUGGGCCCACCCUGUCCCUUCGAGACCUCGUGGACGGACGCGUAUCCAACAUCGUCAUCGACGACGGCGGCCUCUUCUCAGUCGAUGCCGACGGCAUGGAGGAUUCAGAUCUACAAGAGGUGGAACGACGUCGGGCAGAUUUCAAGGAGCACAUCGGCAAGGCAGCCAAGGCCCUCUUCGCGGAAGCGAUGGAGCGUGCGGCAGUUGCCAAAGCCGAGCACGACGGGCACCUCAAGCGCAUGGCGGAGCUCGCGAAGGAGGCGCAGAUGCAGCUGGGCCACACGCUGGCGGCGCCCGCGGCAGCGGUGACGCGACAUCCAGCGACGUCAGCCAGCCCGCUGCCCCAGUCAGCCGAGUUCGUGAACAG
This is a messenger RNA of Prorocentrum cordatum, 733 nucleotides long. Lineage: Eukaryota; Dinophyceae; Prorocentrales; Prorocentraceae. The record is from the annotation of a GenBank genome assembly.